UGCGGCAGGUAGCCGCAGCGAGCUGCGCGCCUCUCCGCGCCCCGCUCGCCCUGCCCCCGCAGGCAGGGGAGCGGGGGAGGGCGGCAGGGGUGUGCAGCUUGGGGGAUUAGUGGGACGCCGCGGCCCCGCCUUCCCCCUUCGCAUCCCGGGCGCGAUGAGAGAGGGAGAUGGAUCCGAGCCGCCGGGACUGGCACCAUGACAUUCGCCGGCUUCGUGGUGGCGCUGGUGAUAGGGACGAUCCCCGCAGCCCGCGGGCUGGGGCAGACCAGCCUCCUGGCCGCUCGCCACCCGCAGCCCCCCGCCCCGGCCCCGCCGCCGCCGCCGCCGCCCCCCGCCGGCUGCCCCACCGGGGGCUUCCCCGCAGCCCAGCGCCUCUGGCCACCGGCGGCGCCUGCCAUCCCGCGGCGGGGGGCGGCGGGCCGGGCGCCGCGGGGCCGCCGCAGCUACUGCGCCCUGCCCGGCGGCGGGCGGCCGGGGUGCACCCGCGGGGGCGGCAGGGACCGCGCGGAGCGGGGCCGCGCCGACUGCGAACGAGGGUCAGUGAGACUCCAGGGUGGCAAGAAUGAAUUUGAAGGUAGAGUGGAGGUGUAUUUGAAUGGAAUCUGGGGAACAAUCUGUGGGAGCCAUUGGGACAAUAAUGAUGCAACAGUUGUAUGUCGACAGCUUGCACUCAGUGAAAAAGGUACAGCAAAACACAUACCAUUUUCUGGACUGGGCCUUAUUCCUGUUUACUGGAGUGAAGUGCGUUGUCGUGGUGAUGAAGAAAAUAUACUGUUGUGUGAAAAAGACAUCUGGCAGGAUGGAACGUGUCCUCAAAAAAUGGCAGCUGCUGUCACAUGUAGCUCUUCCCUGGCCCCUGUCUUUACUCCGAUCCGGCUGGCUGGUGGAAACAACGCUCAUGAAGGAAGAGUAGAAGUCUACCAUGCUGGCCAGUGGGGGACUGUCUGUGAUGACCAGUGGGAUGAUGCAGAUGCAGAAGUUGUCUGUCGGCAGCUUGGCCUUGGGGGUGUUGCCAAGGCAUGGAGCCAGGCUCACUUUGGAGAAGGCUCAGGCCCUGUGCUGCUGGAUGAAGUGCAGUGCACGGGAAAUGAGCUAUCGAUAGAGCAGUGUCCUAAAGGCUCCUGGCGAGAACACAACUGUGGCCACAGAGAAGAUGCUGGUGUUUCCUGUACAGCUCUCACAGAUGGUGCAUUAAGACUAACAAGUGGGAAAGGCAGUCAUGAGGGACGCCUGGAGGUCUAUUAUACUGGGCAGUGGGGCACGGUCUGCGAUGAUGGGUGGACAGAGCUGAAUACACAGGUGGUUUGCCGGCAGCUGGGAUUUAAGUAUGGAAAAAGUGCACCUGAGAGCUUCUCCGAAGGAAGCUCUGGGCCCAUCUGGUUGGAUGAUGUCAGCUGCUCAGGGAAGGAGACAAAUCUUCUGCAGUGCUCAAGGAGAGAGUGGGGAAAGCAUGACUGCAACCAUCAGGAGGACGUCAGACUCAUCUGCCAUCCAGAUAAUGACAGCCAUAAACUCUCACUGGGUCCUCCCAUCAGGCUGAUGGAUGGUGAGAAUAAGAAGGAAGGACGUGUAGAGAUUUUUAUCAAUGGCCAGUGGGGCACAAUUUGUGAUGAUGGAUGGUCUGAUAAGGAUGCAGCUGUAGUCUGUCGACAGCUUGGCUACAAAGGUCAAGCUAAAGCAAGAACAAUGGCAUAUUUUGGGGAGGGUAAAGGUCCAAUCCAUGUGGAUAACAUCAAAUGUACAGGAAAUGAGAGAUCCUUGGCAGACUGCAUUAAGCAGGACAUUGGGACGCACAACUGCCGUCACAGCGAGGACGCAGGGGUGAUCUGUGACCACCUAAGCAAGAAGGCCCCUGGGAACAGCAAUAAAGAUUCUCUUGCUUCUGUUUGUGGAUUGAGGCUACUACAUCGUCGACAAAAACGAAUAAUUGGUGGAAAAAAUUCUUUACGAGGUGGCUGGCCAUGGCAGGUUGCACUCCGACUGAAAUCUUCUCAUGGUGAUGGAAGACUUUUGUGUGGUGCUACUCUCAUCAGCAGCUGCUGGGUCCUCACUGCUGCACAUUGCUUUAAAAGGUAUGGCAACAACACUCGGAACUAUGCUGUGCGGGUUGGAGACUAUCACACACUGGUACCAGAAGAGUACGAAGAAGAAAUCGGAGUCCAACAGAUUGUGACGCAUAAAGAGUACAGGCCCAACAGCAGCGACUAUGACAUAGCGUUGGUGAGGCUACAGGGGCCAGAGGAACAGUGUGCCAGAUUCAGUACCCACGUCUUACCUGCUUGUUUGCCAUUAAGAAGAGAGAGACCACAGAAAACUGCUCCCAACUGUUAUAUCACUGGAUGGGGUGACACAGGAAGGGCUUAUUCAAGAACAUUACAACAGGCUUCCAUCCCCUUACUUCCCAAAAGGGUAUGUGAAGAGCGUUACAAAAGAAGAUUCACAGGAAGAAUGCUCUGUGCUGGAAAUGUUCAGGAACAGAAACGUGUUGAUAGCUGUCAAGGAGACAGCGGUGGACCACUGAUGUGUGAACGGCCAGGGGAAAGCUGGGUUGUAUAUGGUGUGACUUCCUGGGGCUAUGGCUGUGGAGUGAAAGAUUCUCCAGGUGUCUACACAAAGGUAUCAUCUUUUGUACCCUGGAUAAAAAGUGUGACCAAACUAUGAAUGUCUGUAAGGAAACCCAAACUUUAUUAACAGGUUUGAGGCAGGACAACUUGAACAGCAGAGACAGGGCACAGCUGGGGCUCACAGUGGGUGGAAACAGACACAGCUUCCUGAUUAAUGUUUUUGUUAAAUCCAACCCUUCCAGUCAGGGAUUACUAUACAAACAAAAUCCCUCUGUGUUAAGGAAAUUUAUACUUCUGUAUAUUCCAGGAUUAAGUUACCAUGUAUCAAAGAUAAGGGGAAAAGUGAUAGCCAACUUAGAAUAACAUUGUAGCAGGACAGCUGGAGUUCACCAUGAGAUUCACUGCCCACAGGAAGACUUUAAGUAGCUCCAAGCUAUUUACGCUCCAAGCUUCUAUAGAAUUGCAGAUCUCAAAUUAAUCUUCCAUCUAGAUAAUCAAUUGUUGACUGUUUUAUUAUUAUUCCUAUGAUCUUACACUCAGCCCUCUAAUUUCGACUCAUGUUCCAUCAGCUAAUGAGACCAUUAGCAGGUUGAUUCUUGGUAAGUGAUUCUGAGUAUCUAUUAAACAACAGAAGGAAAAUAAUUGUCAAUAAUCAGAUCCCCAACUAUUCUGACAAAUGUUCUCUCAGCUUAGUGUGCAUAAAAUACAUUCCCAAAUAAAACAGGUAAUACACUGGAAGUGUUUUCCUGCAAACACCCUGCAUAGCUGCAAGAGCUAGAUCAAAACCAAAUGAAUUCUAGAGAAACUUGUCUUUUUUUCUGAAAUUUAUAAUUUUUAACACAUACAGCAUUUUGGAUGUAAUUAUCUUUUCCUGUUUACCACUGGCUGUCAGUAUAUGAUCAGACUAAGAGAAAACCAUCCCAAUAGUCUCACUGCUGGUUUUGGAGAGGGUUUACACAAGUAACACUAAGAAACUCCAUCAAUCCUAUCAGAGAAUACUGUAAGUACAUACAAUGCAAAUCCUUUUUCGUGUUGAACCAAAACCAGUCUGAAAAGGUCUAGACUCUUAAGCUACUAUUUUCUAAAAGACUGUAUUUAGACAAUUCUGUCCUGCUUAGUUGCAACAUUGGUUAAGACUGAUCUUACUGGAAAGGUGAGAGUUCAUACCUGUUUUCAAUGACUUGAAGUACUUAACAUAUCAGAUAGUGUUCCCCACAUUAUGGAAACCUUAAUGGUUUAUUAUAAAAAUGCACCAAUAAAAAGUUACUCUUGAUAGACAAGUCAAAUAUAAACCAACUUACUAUCCUUUUGAAAAAGGGCCACCCCACUGAACUUACCAUACAGAACAGAGGAACUAAUCACCCAAGAAGUUAUCACCACCUUAGUGCAACACUGGUUGGUCUUGAAAAUAUAUGGGACCAACUAUAAAGAGGAAGAUAAGAAAGUUCAGUGCUACCUCCAUGAUCUGUUAAAGGCCAUUCUGACUACCUUUAAGCAUAUUCUACAGAUCACAUUAACAAACAUACUUCUUAAAAUGAUGUAAUGAAAGCUCUGUGGGCCAUGAAACACUCCAGUGUGACAAGUAUGGCACGUGUGUCAUCACAUAGUGACUGUGCAAGCUGUGACUACCAGUGAGUUUUCCUGUGUUUCCUAUCCCCAAACACUCUGGCUACAACACUGUUGUGUAGCCUUUUGUGAAGAAAGUGGGAUGCUUGUAUUCCUGUUUUAAGUGGACAGUCUUUAAUUUCUAUAUUUCUAUUGUCUCUCUGGUAUUGUAGUAAAUAUCCAAGACAACACAAUUUGCAUCAAAAGUGUUGUUGACAUUGCAGAAGCCCAUGUGAUUGAAGACUUGGCCCUUGAUUUCUCUCUGACCUCAAACUUAAGUUUUCAAGGAUCAUGACUAGUUUAAUUAUCUUGUUGGAACUGGUGCUAAGCUAGUACACAAGGUGCUUUAAUAUAUUUUUAUUUCCUGUGAUUCCACACUACUUGAAGUAGUGCGAAAUUUAAAAAUCUGUCAAAAAUCAGUACUGUGACCACCUACAGUUAGACCUACAUGAAAAUCUGCUAGUAGAUUUCAAAACCAUUUGUUUUUACUUAUACAUAGCCCUUUUAAGGGGAAGUAAAUCUGUUAAAAUAUAUUGACUUAUACCAUCAAAGCUUUGCUAUACAAGACCUCUUAUUUGAGACUUUUGGUGAAGUAGGUUAUAUAGUACAAUGCAGUUCUAUUAGCUUGCUUUUAAUAGGAUGCUUUAUUAGAUUUUUAAAUGUUGCAGUGUAAUUUUCAUGCAGAGCAUGCCUUUUCAGUUUCUAACACAAAAUUAAAUUGUCUUCACGUUAUGCCAUUCUA
Messenger RNA from Apus apus (common swift), 4911 nucleotides. RefSeq names its product serine protease 12 (gene PRSS12). The record is from RefSeq and is a predicted model, not a curated record. Bases 196 to 2661 code for a protein of 821 amino acids. Gene Ontology annotation, cellular component: dendrite; terminal bouton; synaptic cleft. The transcript has 13 exons. Gene Ontology annotation, biological process: proteolysis. Lineage: Eukaryota; Metazoa; Chordata; Aves; Apodiformes; Apodidae. Gene Ontology annotation, molecular function: serine-type endopeptidase activity.